Messenger RNA from Ilyonectria robusta, 531 nucleotides. RefSeq lists its product as uncharacterized. The coding region runs from base 1 to 531 and encodes 176 amino acids. Gene Ontology annotation, molecular function: aminoacyl-tRNA deacylase activity. Lineage: Eukaryota; Fungi; Ascomycota; Sordariomycetes; Hypocreales; Nectriaceae. The transcript has a single exon. Gene Ontology annotation, biological process: tRNA aminoacylation for protein translation. The record is from RefSeq and is a predicted model, not a curated record.
AUGAUACAUUCCUGGCUGGGACUGCCAUGGGCUGCCGAUCAAACUCAAAGCCCUUCAGCAGUUAAGCAGCGGGGCCCAUUCAAGCUUUGGGCCAUUGGAGACGACGAGCAACACAUUUCGACGGCUUCCUUUGUCAAGCCUCCUCAGACCAGACUUCCUGAUGCCCUCUCCUAUGUCGGCGAAGUGACCAGUGCGCUUGUGUGUACUCCGACUCCCUGGACGCCUCCGGCGAAUAAGGCAAUUGCCGUUGACAACAAUCUGCAACAUUCUCUCGUCAAGGAGCCUGGGUCCUUUUGCAGCCGACUCGGUCUCGUGGCGAAACCUCCCAUCGGGAAGUUGCAGGAGAUGCCGUUAUCUCCCUCGCCGUCAGAGACGGUCGUUGAGUCUAUCCAGGGAUCAAGCUUGAUCGGCUCCGCAGAGUAUGUGAAUGCCUUCCAUGGCAUCAAUGGCACCCCACAGUCAUCCAUGCCGACUCCGUAUCGACCUCAACAGGCACUGGCCUGGUGCACGUGGCGCCGGGUAUCGGUAUAG